AUGACCAUCACUGCGGUGGAGAAUGCUCCAAAAGUAGUCCUCAUUCCAUGCGUAGGUGAAUGCGCCAUGUCUGAGGACAGGGCGCACGUCUUCACCAAAGUGGAGGAUGAAAUCAUUGCGCAUCCAGAAGCCGUAUUAGCAAUCAUAGUCAUUAUCUGCAAAGUGAUCAACUACCAGGGUCCCAAAGACAUCUCAACCACAUCAAUUUCACUUCAUAACGGUCGACACAACCCCGAACCACUUCCUCUCGCCGAUUUUCUUAACUUAUGUUCUACACCACAAGGGUUCAACCAGCCAAUCAGGAUCGCUGAUCACGACUGGGCUCAUUUGGCUUCUGUAGAAUAUUUCGUGUGGGUGAAAGGUGACAACCAGGCUCGAAUUGACACGUUGGGGUCUGUCUUGCAGAUGGAUGGCGUAAGUGCUAUGCUUCAAAGGGGGAUGGAUAAGGUUAGGGAUAUGAUGGUUCGUUUCUCGAGAACUCUCAAUAUUGCCAGGGAUUUCUCCGCAUUGGAAGAAGCUGAGGUUAGGUUACCCCUGAACUGGAGCCUUAGCGCAAAGUUCGCCCUCACCACGGCUGACCUUACCGCUCAUGAGCGAUAUGAAUCCUGGCAUGACGUGCGAUUCAAAGGUGUCAAACUCACGAAGCAGAACCACGAUCCACCUUAUUGUCCUUCGGAGUCAGAUCAUGAUGGUGGUUCAUUGGAGUCGGCUACUCCUCCUCCUCGUACAUGCUCCAGCUGCACUUCUCGUACACGUCUCUGCAAGCAUGUGAGCACUUCCCAGCCUCCCCCGCGCAAAUCGAGGAAAACUAAGGGAAAAGCUCAGAAAACUGAUGUAUGA
Suillus plorans is the source of this 840-nucleotide messenger RNA. RefSeq lists its product as uncharacterized. The coding region runs from base 1 to 840 and encodes 279 amino acids. Lineage: Eukaryota; Fungi; Basidiomycota; Agaricomycetes; Boletales; Suillaceae. The record is from RefSeq and is a predicted model, not a curated record. The transcript has 2 exons.